UGUAAGUUGGAAGUGGAAAUUUACAGUCCCGAAUCAGUAUCUGGAGAGUUGGUUCACGACUGUGCCCAAUCUCCACAUAGGAUUUAAUUGUCUUUAGCUGAGGGCGGCCCUCGCUGUCAGCUCCACUUCUUGUGAGCAGUGUUGGCAUAAAGACAUUCAGUACAGAGGAAUGGUGACAGCUGAGAGAGAAGCACACUACAUAUAGCCACAGCCAUGAAGGAAAUCAUGGCACAGAAAGAGAAACUCCAAUGUCUGAAGGAUUUCCACAAGGACACGCUGAAGCCUUCGCCAGGGAAGAGCCCGGGCACGCGGCCGGAGGACGAGGCAGAGGGCAAGCCCAUCCAGAGGGAGAAGUGGGCCAGCAAGCUAGACUUUAUCUUGUCUGUGGCCGGAGGCUUUGUCGGUUUAGGGAACGUGUGGCGCUUCCCGUACCUCUGCUAUAAGAAUGGUGGAGGUGCAUUUCUCAUCCCAUACACCAUCUUCCUGUUUGGUGGAGGCCUGCCGGUGUUCUUCCUGGAGGUGGCUCUGGGACAGUAUACCUCUGAGGGAGGCAUCACCUGCUGGGAAAAACUCUGCCCCAUCUUCACCGGUAUUGGCUAUGCCUCUAUUGUGAUCGUCUCUCUCCUGAACAUCUACUACAUAGUGAUUCUAGCCUGGGGACUCUACUACCUAUUCCAGUGCUUUCAGCCGGAGCUGCCCUGGGCCAAAUGCAAUCAGCCGUGGAACACAGACCGGUGUGUGGAGGACACAGUCCGCAAGAACAAGACCCUGAUGCUGGCUGCCAACAUCACCAACUUCACCUCGCCCGUCACUGAGUUCUGGGAACGCAACGUGCUGAGCAUCUCCUCUGGAAUUGAUGACAUCGGGCCACUGAAGUGGGACUUAGCCCUGUGUCUCCUGGCAGUAUGGAUCGUCUGCUUCUUCUGCAUCUGGAAGGGAGUCAAGUCCACUGGGAAGGUGGUGUAUAUCACAGCAACUUUCCCUUUCGUCAUGCUUAUUGUGCUGCUGGUGCGUGGAGUGACUCUGCCAGGGGCGUCCGAAGGAAUCAAAUUCUAUCUCUACCCCAACCUGACCCGCCUACAGGAUCCAGAGGUAUGGAUCGACGCAGGAACCCAGAUAUUCUUCUCCUACGCCAUCUGUCUGGGGGCUAUGACGUCACUGGGGAGCUACAACAAGUACAAAUACAACUGCUACAGGGACUGUUUGCUGCUGGGAGGCCUGAACAGCGGUACCAGUUUUGUGUCUGGCUUCGCAAUAUUUUCCGUCCUGGGCUUCAUGGCACAAGAGCAAGGGGUGGACAUUGCCGAUGUGGCAGAGUCAGGUCCUGGCCUGGCCUUCAUUGCCUACCCUAAGGCUGUGUCCAUGAUGCCCUAUCCCACGUUCUGGGCCAUCCUAUUCUUUAUCAUGCUUCUGCUACUGGGCCUCGACAGUCAGUUUGUGGAGGUGGAAGGACAGAUCACCUCCCUGGUCGAUCUGUAUCCAGCCGUCCUAAGGACGGGUUACCGCCGUGAGAUCUUUAUAGCUGUGAUGUGCUGCAUAAGCUAUCUUUUGGGACUUACCAUGGUAACGAAAGGUGGCAUGUAUGUGUUUCAACUCUUUGACUACUAUGCAGCCAGUGGUGUGUGCCUUUUGUGGGUUGCAUUCUUUGAAUGUAUUGCUGUAGCCUGGGUUUAUGGCGCUGAUAAUUUCUAUGAUGCAAUUGAAGACAUGAUUGGCUACCGACCAAACCCAUGGAUGAAAUGGAGCUGGACCUUUAUCACUCCCGUCCUCUGUGCGGGUUGUUUUAUCUUCUCGUUGGUGAAGUACAAGCCCCUGACCUAUAACAAGGUGUAUGAGUACCCAGACUGGUCCAUCGGCCUGGGCUGGUCUCUGGCCCUGGCCUCUAUGAUCUGCAUCCCCAUGGUAAUGGUCAUCAAGAUCUUCCAGUCCGACGGACCGCUCAUCGAGAGGAUUAAGGCGGUGGCGGCCCCAGUAAAGGGAGGUGCGAGUUCUCGCCCCAAAGAGUACAGCGUGAAGGGCAGCGAGCUGACCCAGCCUCUGGACCCCAAUGGGAACAACGGCCUGAUCAAGCCCACCCACACCAUUGUAGAAACGAUGAUGUGAGCACUCUCUGUGAGAGGACAUGCUGAUUGACGUGCUUUCUAUGUUGUUAUCAUAUAUUUGCUAACUUUGAUAGUGGUAGAACCAGGUUUACAUUGUUCUAUGUAUCCACACUAGGAAUAUUCUGGUUUGGUUUCUAUGAUAAUGAUGAAGAUGAGAGCUACAGUAUAUAUAUUGUCAUUGGGUUGUUGUAGUUUUUUCUCUCUGUAUUUUUUAUUUUUAUUUUUAUCAUGUUGUUGUUACCGUUGUUGUCGUGGCUGUAGUGGGUGGUGAUCUCAGUUCAGGUAAUAUUUUGAGAUAGAACAUGUUGUUCUAUGUUAAUUACCUUUCUGUUGAUUGUGGAGAAUCGAGAAGGUGUUUGCUGUUCGGAAAUACUAGGGGAAAAAAGGUAAUUUUCACUCAUCACAAAUACAGUAAACUAAACGUGUAACAUGUUAGGUAGCAAACUAUUAAGAUAAUUUUCUCACAUUAUUGUGGCAGUAUCCUUGUCUGAGGUCAUUUUUUAUCUGUUGUCGUUGUUGUUGUUUGUUUUGAGAUGCAACUGAAUAAAUCGUAGCUUCGGUAGAGGCGGACGCCAGCCAGUCACACCUGCUAGUAGAGUAGACAUCCACACCACCUGAAUGUAUAGUGACAACAUGCAGUGUAAAUAUAGAAGUUCAUAACUAUGGCCAUGCCCAAAUACUGUACAAAAUGUUCCUGGAAGGAUCACGUGUCCUUAGGAGGGAGGCAGGAAAGGAGGUGGGGAAAACAAGGAGGAAGUAAAGGACAAAAGGAAUAAGCAUUUUAAGAGUAUUUGUAUAUUGCCUACAGUGCGUCCCAGUGCAUUUAUUGAAACCUCCCUUUGCACUUUAUACGUUGAGUUUCACUUUUAUUGUAGUGAUCUCUUAUGAUAAUGGUCCACAGGAGGCAGCUGAGGGGAGGACGGCUCAUAAUAAUGGUUGGAAUGGAGUGAAUGGAAUGGUAUCAACCAAAUAGAAACCAUGGUGUUAGUGUAUUUGAUACCAUUCCAUCGAUUCCGUUCCAGCCAUUACUAUGAGCCCGUCAUCCCCAAUUAAGGUGCCGCCAACCUCUGUAAUGGUCGCAAGAACCUGCAGUUACAUUUGCACCAUGCAUUUAAAGAGGAAAGUAUAUAGAUUCAAACCUUUUUGAUGUUGUUCACUUUGAUAUCUAUCGGUUCAAACAGGAGCAUUACACUCUCACUCACGCGCUAUAAAUAUAUAAAAUAAAAAUAAAAGUGGAACAUUGCCAUCAAACAUUCUGUUUCUUUAGGACUAAACCUGUGAGAGUUGUGAGAACCAUAACUUGAUUGAGGUAAAAAAUGUAACCUUAACAAAAUGCUUUUUCUAAAAAUGUGAAAUAAUAGUUUUUUUCUCCAGUGCACUCAUUUUAAUAGCAGUGAUGGUCACUAAAUAUCUGUAUCAUAUGAAACUACCACCAGACUCUGGGUUUUAUCAUGUUCAUUUAGUAUUUUACUUGUUUGUGAAUCACAUAUGCCUUUUUGUAUUAACCAUUUUAUACUGUACAUCAUAUGAACACUGUCACUGAUGAUGACCUAUUUUUUCUGAAUACAGUCAGCAAUUUGUAUUUUAACGUUAAAUGUUAUGAGCCUGAAUGAAUAUUUGCAGUGUGCAAUAUUCGUCAAAGAAAUGGCCUUUACCACUCAAAUUAUUUGAUUUCAAUUUGAAAACAGAUGUAAAAAUACUAAAAUUGAUAUGUCCAACAUAAAAAAUAUGAAUGUUUAAAGUUCAAGUGAGAUUAUUUUACCCAAUGCAUGUACAUGAACAUCCACAGUACAGUGCUUGGUCAACAAAAUUACUAGUCCAGAGGGUGAUAAAUAAACCCUGUUGGAAAAUCAAGUGUACCAAAGUAUUUUUGUCUAACGUCCGUCCCCCUUUAAGAUGCUCAUUGCAUCAUCACUUCCUAGAUUGAAAAUAAACGUCUUUUUCUUUA
Coregonus clupeaformis (lake whitefish) is the source of this 4050-nucleotide messenger RNA. It is a transcript of the gene slc6a6a, whose product is annotated as solute carrier family 6 member 6a. The record is from RefSeq and is a predicted model, not a curated record. Gene Ontology annotation, molecular function: taurine:sodium symporter activity. Bases 214 to 2103 code for a protein of 629 amino acids. Gene Ontology annotation, cellular component: plasma membrane. The transcript is spliced from 14 exons. NCBI's taxonomy places the organism in Eukaryota, Metazoa, Chordata, Actinopteri, Salmoniformes, Salmonidae. Gene Ontology annotation, biological process: neurotransmitter transport; taurine transmembrane transport; sodium ion transmembrane transport.